This is a messenger RNA of Filobasidium floriforme, 921 nucleotides long. RefSeq names its product glycosyl hydrolase catalytic core-domain-containing protein. Gene Ontology annotation, cellular component: fungal-type cell wall. Bases 1 to 921 code for a protein of 306 amino acids. The record is from RefSeq and is a predicted model, not a curated record. NCBI's taxonomy places the organism in Eukaryota, Fungi, Basidiomycota, Tremellomycetes, Filobasidiales, Filobasidiaceae. The transcript has 9 exons. Gene Ontology annotation, biological process: fungal-type cell wall polysaccharide metabolic process.
AUGAUAAUUCGAAUUUCCGUGUCUCCCAUCACCCCUUCUAUUGGCAAACCUUCUCGCCUCCUCCUUCGUUCAACGGUUGACCAGGCUGCGCCUGCCCCAUUUAUCGCUCGUUCAUACCAAUCUCUCAUUCACGCAACUCCAGCGCAGUCUUCGAUUAUGAUUUACAACUUGAGCGCCGUACUUUUGGCGUUGUCUGCUAGUGCAGCGUUGAUUCAGGCUAGUCCUGUGGAGGUGCAGAAACGCGCCGGAGGAGACUUGGCUUGGUACUUCAAUUGGGCGCCUAGCACCCCUGGGAACAUCGCGGCCGAAUUCGUCGCUACGAUCCAUGACGAUCAACCGCACGACUCGCCUGUCCCCCCUGUUCCAGCGGGCGCAGUCGUUCUCGGUUUCAACGAACCGGACCAGUGUGGUCCCGGGCAAGCUUGUAUGCCAGAUAUUAACACGGCUCUGGAUUCAUGGAUGCGAACUAUGGUCCCGCUUGCCAACAAUGGUCACAAAAUCUGCUCGCCGGUCGAAGCCGGAGACAACGGUUGGCUCAAGAAGUUCAUGGACGCUUGCAAGAAUCGAGCAGGCUGCCCCAUGCCCACUUGCGUCCGCGCUCAUGUGUACCAGAAAUCGGUCGACGCUAUGGCUGGUUAUCUCACCAAGGUUCACAACACCCACAACCUUCCCAUAUGGGUUACCGAAAUGGCGGACCACAACUUCGGAAGCGGCGGCCCACCUGACAUCCAACAUGUGCACGACUUCAUGGGUGCCGCGACGGAGUGGCUCGACAACACCGAUUGGAUCGAGCGUUACGCUUGGUUCGGUGCUGGUGAAGCGCAAGACCUUUACGGCGUCAGCACCUUGAACAGGUUGCAAUUCGACGACGGAAGCCUCACUGCUCUGGGUAGGCAGUACGUCGGAGGGAGGCACUCCUAA